Messenger RNA from Diversispora eburnea, 615 nucleotides. The record is from the annotation of a GenBank genome assembly. NCBI's taxonomy places the organism in Eukaryota, Fungi, Glomeromycota, Glomeromycetes, Diversisporales, Diversisporaceae.
AUGUCUACUAGCCAAGUUUUCCAUCCAGAAGUACUUUGGGCACAACGCGCCAACGAACUUUAUGUUACUAUAAAUUUAGUUGACAUCAAAGAUCCAAAAAUUAACGUGACUACGAAUAAGAUCUCUUUUGAGGGGAUCGGAGGAACAGAACAAAAGUUAUACGGUUUUGAACUGGAAUUAAAUAAAGAAAUUAAUCCCGAGACUUCAAAACGUUCACAGACUGGACGUAACAUUAUCCUUGUUCUUAAUAAAGCUGAAAAUUGUCAAGGUUACUGGCCACGUUUACAAAAAGAAAAAGGUAAAGUUACUUUUCUAAAAACCGAUUUUUCAAAAUGGAAGGAUGAAGAUGAAGACGACGAAGAAGGAGGAGGUGGCGGCGAUCCAUUGGGUGGAAUGGAUUUUUCCAAUCUAAUGGGUGGUGAUUCCGGUUCAGGUGCUGAUCUUUCUGAUUCGGACGAUGAUGAACCUCCGGCUUUGGAAACUGUCACUGAUGAAACCAGAUUGAAUGAACCAAAAGAGGAUGAAUUUAAAGAGGGUGAUGGAAAAGGAUCUGCCAGCGAAACUGUUCAAAAGGGUGAAUCUGGCAAAGAAGUAAACGAGGAAUCUAAAGAAUGA